Messenger RNA from Marmota monax (woodchuck), 2164 nucleotides. It is a transcript of the gene Ankfy1, whose product is annotated as ankyrin repeat and FYVE domain containing 1. Gene Ontology annotation, cellular component: cytoplasm. Lineage: Eukaryota; Metazoa; Chordata; Mammalia; Rodentia; Sciuridae. Gene Ontology annotation, molecular function: ubiquitin protein ligase binding. The transcript is spliced from 10 exons. The record is from RefSeq and is a predicted model, not a curated record. The coding region runs from base 36 to 1418 and encodes 460 amino acids. Gene Ontology annotation, biological process: proteasome-mediated ubiquitin-dependent protein catabolic process; regulation of proteolysis.
CUUCUCGCGAGACUGCAGGCAGGGCCGGGCCCGACAUGGCGGAAGAGGAGGUGUCCAAGUUGGAGAAGCACUUGAUGCUUCUCCGGCAAGAGUAUGUCAAGCUGCAGAAGAAAUUGGCAGAGACAGAGAAGAGAUGCACUCUUUUGGCUGCACAAGCAAACAAGGAAAACAGCAGUGAGUCCUUCAUCAGCCGGUUGCUGACGAUAGUGGCGGACCUGUAUGAGCAAGAGCAGUACAGUGAUCUGAAAAUAAAGGUUGGAGGCAGGCACAUCAGUGCUCAUAAGUUUGUCCUGGCAGCCCGUAGUGACAGCUGGAGUCUGGCCAACUUGUCUUCCACUGAGGAACUGGACCUGUCAGAUGCUAAUCCUGAGGUGACAAUGACAAUGCUUCGCUGGAUCUACACAGAUGAGCUGGAGUUCAGAGAGGAUGAUGUGUUCCUGACUGAAUUGAUGAAACUAGCAAAUCGGUUUCAGCUACAGCUCCUUAGGGAGAGAUGUGAAAAGGGUGUUAUGUCCCUGGUGAAUGUUAGGAACUGUAUUCGCUUCUAUCAGACUGCAGAGGAACUGAAUGCCAGCACACUGAUGAACUACUGUGCAGAGAUUAUUGCCAGUCAUUGGGAUGACUUACGAAAGGAGGACUUUAGCAGUAUGGGUGCUCAGUUGUUAUACAAAAUGAUCAAAUCCAAGACAGAGUACCCAUUACACAAAGCUAUCAAAGUGGAAAGAGAAGAUGUGGUCUUCCUUUAUCUGAUUGAAAUGGAUUCACAGCUCCCUGGGAAGCUGAAUGAAGUGGAUCAUAAUGGAGAUCUUGCAUUAGAUCUAGCCCUUUCACGACGACUAGAGAGUAUUGCUACCACGCUGGUUAGUCAUAAAGCUGAUGUGGACAUGGUAGACAAGAAUGGCUGGAGCUUGUUACAUAAAGGAAUCCAAAGAGGAGAUCUCUUUGCUUCUACUUUCCUUAUUAAGAAUGGGGCCCUUGUUAAUGCUGCUACAUUGGGUGCCCAAGAGACACCAUUACACCUUGUGGCAUUGUACAGUUCAAAGAAACAUUCAACAGAUGUGAUGUCUGAGAUGGCACAGAUUGCAGAGGCCCUCCUACAGGCUGGUGCCAAUCCCAACAUGCAGGAUAGCAAGGGCAGGACUCCUUUACACCUGUCCAUCACCGCCAGGAAUGAAUAUGUGUUCAAUCAGCUGCUGCAGUGUAAACAGUUAGAUUUAGAGCUAAAAGACCAUGAAGGCAGCACAGCUUUGUGGCUGGCAGUACAGUACAUCACUGUAUCUUCGGAUGCAUCUGUAAACCCCUUUGAAGACCUCCCUGUGGUAAAUGGGACUUCAUUUGAUGAAAACAGCUUUGCAGCCAGACUCAUUCAGCGUGGCAGCAACACUGAUGCACCUGAUACCAUGACAGGUACAGAAUAGUAGAUCCCUGAAAGUUGAUGCUGAAGUUAGGGGCUCUGUGGAAUAUCUUAUAAUUGUUUUUAACAAAAUGGCCUACUAUUAGGAAAAUUAUUUUAUACUUAAUUUUAAAUAAAAGUGCAGGUUGUAAUUUUUUUUCUUAUACUUCAGUUUAGACAAACAUCAAAUUAAAUCUUACAAACUGAAAUACUUUGUUUAUUAUUUCUGGAACUGGGAUUGAACCCAGGGUUGUUCUACCACUGAAUUUAUACCCCCACCCUUUUUAAAUUGUAUUUUGAGGCAAGGUCUAGGUUGCCCAGGAUGGCACUGAACUUGUGAUCCUCCUGCCUUCGCCUCCUGAGUAGGUAGGAUUACUGACGUGCAGCACUGUAUGCAGCAAAAGUGGCUGGUUUCUUAUAUUUGCAUAUGUAUUCAAUCUUUUGAGAUGUUGUUUUGAUUAAAGUAUAUGAAGAUAAUACAUCUUUCACACAGAUAUGUAGUGAAGGGAUUUGUAUUUUAAAUAUCCAUGAAAUUCAGUAUUUUGUUAUGUUGAAAUCCAUGUCUCAUUUGUCUUCUGAAUGCAUCUUUUUCAUUGGGAAAAAUUGGUUCACUGAGUUAUGCAGAUCUUCAAAAUGUUCAUACAUUUCAGAAUUAUGUUUAAUCUGUAUCACCAAUUAUCUUAUCAGAGAAGUCUUAGUAUUGAGACAGUAUUAAAUUUAGGAUUGCCAAGAAAAGUUUUCACAGAUUUUUAGUUUUAUCAUUGGGUACUA